AAAAUAAUAAAUGAAUGUAUAAAGUUAUUGGCGGCAUGGAGAGCGGAGUUUAAGUUUAAUGUUUUAGCAUCGUUUGUGUUCGUUUCUGCUAUGAAAAAUGGAGGCUUCACCUGCAAUUUUUUAACGCUUUUGCGCAAGGUAAAGUGAACACCGAACAGAGCAACGACUAAAUGCCCACUCCACUGCAGUCUACUCAAAGGAUCGUGCUUACCAACCAAGCGUAUUACCGCUGCCCGUAUAUCGACAACUCACAUAAAGAUGGCGGAUAAGCUGGUCGUCGUUGCCAUACUCACUUUCAGCACAAAAAGUGUCUCUUGCGGUUUAAAGAUAGCGGAAACUGUCUAAGUUAUAUUAAGACGAGGUUAUAGGAAUAACAGAAGGCUAAUUUAUAACGCUAUAGAAUUUUGCACGAUGGAGCUGUUAGUCAUUUCGUCCGUAUUGCUUGGUCUUUGGAUGACCUGGUCUUUCUGGGCUCACAUGAAGUACAAGUGGAGUAACUUACAUGCCUUGAAAGCCCUCGCUGGAUUUCAGUUGACUGCAAACACCUGGAAUCUGACUAUUCACCUUUUGUUGUUGAUUCCUUGGCCAUUUUUGGGAUAUCUGAUAAACCCAGGAGAUUUUUUGUGGAAAGUGGACCCCAUCAUUUGCCGAUUGAUCACGGCGAUUCAGGAAAUUUCGUCUUUAACGUGCGUUGCAAACGCAGCUGGUAUUUUUGUGACAAAUCAGGGAAAAGAUGAACUUAAAAAGGAAAGAAAACGCAAGAUGGCCUUUCUCCUCGUUUCUGCAAUCUCGAUUAUGAGCGGACUAUCUGCAGUAAUUUACACAAAAAUCGUACCUCUCCUGAAACAUGGCACCAUGAGCGGAGCAAACUGUCCUUCACAUUCGUUUUCAGUGCUCUGCGGGUUGAUCGAGGUUAAAUGUGUCUUUAUUAUCUACGUGGCGUGCUCUGCGAUUUUGUUUUUUAGCAAUCCCUCAUUCACUGGCUCAAGGGCAAAACACAUUUUAAAGAUCUUUUUCAAAUGCUUAUCCAUAACAUACCGCCUGACUGCAACUUGUGCCCUAACGCUCGCUGUUAUGUUCAUGCCAUUCUAUUUUCUUGGUGGAUCGUUAUACAGUGUUACUUUCAACACAGUCAAACUGUAUUUCGAUGUCGUAACUCUUGCAGUGGUUAUAGGUUUUCCUGCGUUUUUCCACUCAGAUGUUGACAUGCGGUUCAGUACAUCACAAACUGUGCAAUCAUAUCUCUUGGACCAAAGUCCAGACAAGGAACAAAGAAAAGUAAAAAUAAGGAUAAAGACACAUUCACAAAAAAGUUGAAAAAAAAAAAAAAUUUACUGUCAGUGAAUCACUUUGAAUGUUCAUAUUCUAAAUGUAAAAUGCUUAAUAUAUUACGAAUAGAGAUCUUCACAUUUUUUGUUGGCAUUGUUGCAUGGCAUAGUUAGUAGUAAUUUAAAAUAUUUAGAAGUCUGGAACAAGAUUAUCUGUCUAAACAGUAGCCAUAUUAUAGCAUUUUCAAGUUUUCCCCAAAUUUUAGAGUAAUGUUUUCAUAAUUUAUUAAAGUGGCCAAGAUAAGACAAAAGUGUGUGAGUUAUCUGAGUAUUUCAUUAAUAAUAUUAUCAAAUGUUCAUAAAUUAUGUCUACAUAAUAUUCCCAAAUAUUUUUAUUAAAAAAUUACAAAAGUAGUAAAUCCAUAUAUUAAUUUCAUUAUGCAUUAUUUACAGACUGCAAAAAUUAUAUUGUGAUCUCUCGUUGCAAAUACCAGUAAAUUGGAACGAGAGAUUCAUUUUUACAUAAAAUAUUCUUGUGCUUUUUAAAGGUCGGCACACAUGAGGGAACUAGGUAGUCCCUGCAGCUAGUCCCUGCAACAAGUUGCGGGGACAAGUCCUAUCGUGUGAACUGGCCAUUUUUGCUUCAAAAUCUAG
This is a messenger RNA of Orbicella faveolata, 1922 nucleotides long. RefSeq lists its product as uncharacterized. Lineage: Eukaryota; Metazoa; Cnidaria; Anthozoa; Scleractinia; Merulinidae. The record is from RefSeq and is a predicted model, not a curated record.